Molecule: messenger RNA, 2105 nt
Organism: Hypanus sabinus (Atlantic stingray)
Lineage: Eukaryota; Metazoa; Chordata; Chondrichthyes; Myliobatiformes; Dasyatidae
Product: proteasome subunit alpha type-7
Exons: 7
Coding region: 39-791 (250 amino acids)
Biological process (GO): ubiquitin-dependent protein catabolic process
Cellular component (GO): proteasome core complex, alpha-subunit complex; proteasome core complex; nucleus
Source: RefSeq, a predicted model, not a curated record
GGAGCCGGACAGACGCAUGUGCAGUGGCGGCCUGCACUAUGGCGGCCAGGUAUGACCGUGCCAUCACUGUUUUUUCGCCUGAUGGUCACCUCUUUCAGGUGGAAUACGCGCAGGAGGCGGUGAAGAAGGGAUCCACAGCGGUUGGGAUACGAGGUAAAGAUAUAGUUGUCUUGGGUGUGGAGAAAAAGUCUGUUGCAAAACUACAGGAAGAAAGAACGGUGCGAAAAAUCUGUGCCCUUGAUGAUCAUGUCUGCAUGGCAUUUGCAGGUCUGACAGCUGAUGCUCGAAUAGUAAUUAACAGAGCUCGUGUGGAAUGUCAGAGCCACAAACUCACUGUGGAAGACCCAGUCACUGUAGAAUACAUAACACGAUUCAUUGCAACUUUGAAGCAGCGUUACACACAAAGCAAUGGUCGGAGACCCUUUGGAAUCUCUGCUCUGAUUGUGGGGUUUGAUUAUGAUGGCACUCCACGUUUAUACCAAACUGACCCAUCAGGGACAUACCAAGCUUGGAAGGCAAAUGCCAUUGGCCGCAGCGCCAAGACAGUCCGAGAGUUCCUGGAAAAAAACUACACCGAUGAGGCAAUUGCAACAGACAAUGACACUAUCAAGCUCGCAAUUAAGGCUUUGCUGGAAGUGGUACAGUCUGGUGGGAAAAACAUUGAGCUGGCCAUAAUUCGAAGGAAUCAGGUUUUGAAGCUUCUAGAUGCGAAAGAAAUCGAGUCACUUGUUGUGGAAAUUGAGAAGGAAAAAGAGGAGGAGGCUGAGAAAAAGAAACAGAAGAAAACCUAAUUGUGGAAUGUGUGCAAACAGUAAUAUUGAUGCUGCAAAUAGACAUUAGUUUACAACCACUUAAAGCUCCAAGGCGGGAUACAAAGUAUUAAAAGGCUGAAUGUUCCCUCUUGAUGGAUUUUUCCCACUUCCCUGAUCCACCUUUCCUUGUGCUUUGUGUGCUUCUGACUGGAGCAAUGAGUGAAGCUGCCACCAAGGUACUAACAUAAGUGCUUUAAGAACCUGGUCAGCGGUGAACCUUCCUUCAUCUAAACAACACUGGGACCCACAUUUACUCAGUUGUGAAGUUGGAAUUGAAAGGUACGGCAAGAUAGCUUAACUGUAUAGUUACCAGGAUAUCGUAGUUAAUGUUAAUUAUAUUUAUUUGCUUUCGUUAGCAAUGCCAAGAUAUGAUAUGGGUAAAGUUUUCCCUCGGUUUGCAUGAAAUGUCUGGAACAGAAAUGAAAGGUGGGGGAAUGAAUUGUUACUGUCUUGUGAAUGGCUCAUGGUUUGAUUUGGGAGAAGGUGGUGGAUGCAUUGCAUUUUGAUGCUCUGUCUCUAAGUUAGGCAGAGCAGAGGUUCCAUGCUGAGCUCCUCCAACAAACCUUUACAUGAGGAAGAAGGGUGAGUCCAGGAUUGUACUGGAAAGAAGUGGUGCUUUUGCAGUUAAGUAGCCUGUCAAGAAUAAGUGGUCUAAAUAUUUCCUUGAGUGAAUUGUAGGCGAGUUUGGCACAAACCAAUUUCAAACUGAGGAAGAAAAACUGGCCCAUUUCAUUCACAAUAACCCAUUAAAUAAUGAGUUUCACAAGAAUAUAAUUAAACCAAAACUAAUGUUGUGCCCCUUGAAAUAUUAUGCAAGAUGAACUAAAGCUUGAUUGAAAUGGGUUUUAAGAAGUUACAUGAAAGUGAAUAGGAAGAUUCAGAAGCACAGGUCUAAAGCUGUGACACAACUGCUUAUGAUAGAAGGUGCUGCACAAAUGGGCAACCAGCAGUCUGUUUCGAAGAACGUUUACAUGGCACAAAAAAGUCACCAAUGGCAGGAUAAUCAGUGCUUGCCCAAAGCACUGUCAUUAACUGUAAGACAUGUAGAACAACACUAUGACAACACUGAAGCAUGUCAAGACAAAGUACAAAGUUGUUUACAAAAGUAUUUAGUAUUUUGUAUCUUGCAAAUAAGCUGUUUGAUUUCAUGUGUUUUUAGUUAUCUUUCCUGAGAUGUUAAUUUAGUUAGACUUUUUCCUUUGCACAGUUGAGGUUAUUGUUACAGUUGUGCCUUGGUUUGGAAAAAAAAAAGAAUUCUGCAAUACCAAAUAAACUCUGGGGCAGAUUUUGAAA